Molecule: messenger RNA, 957 nt
Organism: Aspergillus luchuensis
Lineage: Eukaryota; Fungi; Ascomycota; Eurotiomycetes; Eurotiales; Aspergillaceae
Product: NAD(P)-dependent oxidoreductase
Exons: 4
Coding region: 1-957 (318 amino acids)
Molecular function (GO): NADP binding; NAD binding; oxidoreductase activity, acting on the CH-OH group of donors, NAD or NADP as acceptor
Source: RefSeq, a predicted model, not a curated record
AUGAGCCCAUCUAUCCCACAGGUUGGCUGGUACGGCCUUGGAUCUAUGGGCCUUGGCAUGUCGUUGAACCUCCAGAGGUACCUUCAAGCAAAGAACCUGCCCCCGCUUCGAUACAGCAACAGAACAAUCUCCAAGGGAGAUAUUCUUCGCGAUGCAGGGGCUGUGCCAGAAGAAUUCGAUGCACUGGUUCAGAAAUCCAAUGUAAUUUUCACAAUGAUCUCCACCGAUGAUGUAUUGAUGGAUCUAUUAGAGAAGGCUUCCACCAUGGGGAACUCUCUAAAGGGUAAAAUCUUCGUUGACACAUCUACUAUUCACCCAGACACGUCUGAGUGGGCAGCGAAACGUCUCAAAGAGCAUGGUGCGACAUUCAUUGCAGCACCAGUGUUUGGCGCAAGCCCAGUCGCAGCCGCUGGCAAGCUCAUAUUCGCUGUUGCUGGUCCUGUUACAGUAGUGGAAACAAUCAGACCUCUUAUCAUGAAUGUUAUGGGACGCAGCAUUAUUGAAAUGGGAGAAGACGUGCGCAAAUCGAGUCUCCUCAAAAUCUCAGGGAACAUCCUUGUCAUCAGCUUCAUGGAGGUCAUUGCUGAAGCACAGGUCUUUGCCGAGGUAGCAGGAAUCGGCACUGAGCAGAUGGAAGACUUUAUUGGAAAUAUGUUCGGGUCCGUAUUGCAAAGUUACAGCAAACGAAUUACGAGUGGAGCUUAUGCACCUCCUUUGGACACAGCGCCUGGGUUUGCGGCGGCUCUUGCAUGCAAGGACAUGAAGCACGCUCUAUCUAUUGCCGACAGUCAUAAGGUCCGCCUACACACGCUUGAAACGGCUUCCAAACGGCUAAAUACUGCACGCGAGUAUGCUGGCGAGAACUUAGAUAGCUCCGCUAUCUAUGGCACUGCUCGUCAAGAGGCGGGGCUGUCAUUCUGGAGUGCGAAGAGUCGGCAACAGAGCGAAUCCUCUUAG